AUGCGCGCCGGUAACGACACUUACUUUGCUGCUUGGCUACUUCAGCUCGGUAACGGUCAACUGCCAUCGGUCGAGGGUAUUCCGGACACUGUCGACAUCCCACCGCAACUGGUUUGCGACGUUGUGGAUUUGACCGAUUUUGUCUAUCCGCAGCAAAUGUCGUUGGCCAUUAUCGAUGAGUUCGCUCGGAGAAUCAUACUGUGUCCCCGCAACGAGGAAUGCCACCAAAUAAAUUCCACAGUGCUACGACGCGUCACGGGCGCCCAAACGACGUACUACGCCAUAGACACAGUGGUGAUCGACGACGCCGACGAAGCGGCAAACUACCAGACAGAGUUCCUCAACGCUCUGCAUCCGAACGGGCUACCGCCGCACAAGUUGGCGCUUAAGGUCGGUUCGAUCGUCAUGUUGCUGAGAAACAUUGAUCCGAAGCGACAACUGUUUAACGGGACGAGGUUGGUGGUCACCGAACUGCGGCGACACAACUUCAAGGCGAGGAGGUUGUCCGGCGCCGACGACGCGCUGGAGAACAUAAUCUUACCUGCCGUUCGAUGUCUUCCGGUGAGGAAGACGAUUUGCCUUUUCGAAUGA
Molecule: messenger RNA, 591 nt
Organism: Metopolophium dirhodum (rose-grain aphid)
Lineage: Eukaryota; Metazoa; Arthropoda; Insecta; Hemiptera; Aphididae
Exons: 1
Coding region: 1-591 (196 amino acids)
Source: RefSeq, a predicted model, not a curated record